CCCCCCCCACCACCCCCCCCCCCCCCCCCGCACCCGGUGGACAUGUCUGUGUGUAGGACGGUGUGGCUCAGUCAGGCUGUCUGAUGUCUUUCAAUAUGAAUGUCUCCUUGCUGAUGCUGCUGCCCGGCUUCCAGCUGCUCCUCGUGAUCGGUGUGGGCGCAAAGAAACAGGAAGCAGCGGGUUCACCUGAGGACCCCAGCACCCGCCUCCUGGGCCUGUGGAGGCUGCACGUGAGGGACACCCUGCUGAAAGCGAAAGGUUCUGGCCCUCAUGCAAUGACAGGAGGGGACAAACAGCAGCUGCUGUACUGCCGUGUUGGGAUUGGCUACCAUCUCCAGAUUCUGCCCAGUGGCUCUGUAGGAGGGGUCCACAAACCCACCCAGCAUUGUUGGCUGAAGGUGUUUGCUAUGAAACAAGGAGUGGUGGGGAUCAUAGGCGUGAAGAGCGGCCUGUACCUCUGCUUGAGUGCAGAGGGGCUGGCGUAUGCAGCGGAGAAGUUUUCUGACGACUGCCUGUUGAAGGAGAACCUGGAGGAGAAUCACUACAACACCUAUUCCUCUCUCUCUCACCCGGACUUCUACCUGGCUCUGUCCCAUAAAGGAGCACUCCGGAGGGGCAACAGUGUGGGCCGCCACCAGUCCUGCACCCACUUUAUACCCCGGAGAACAGGCUGAUGAGGGUCCAGCUUCCUCUCAGUUAGGGCCAACUUAGGAAUAUGGUUUCCAACAGUGUAUCUUCAGCUGGUGAAAAAGCAACAGAGCAGAAAGUCCACAUGCAGCUGGACCUCAGACUGCAACAUGGACAAAGUCAAACUAGUUCCGCAUCCAAGAGACCCAAUGAGUGUGGUUGAAGGGUUACUUCCUGUAGAACAGUGAACUGAGAGCAUCACACUGCGACCUCUCUGCCCGCUCAGACCUGAGUGUCUGUGCCCCCCCCCCCCCACACACACACACACACGCUGAUGCUGGAGCAUCCACUGAGCACACAGAAAGAAACCCCUGGCACAGGAGUUUGCCGAUGGAGUAAAUGUUCUUCAAACUAUUUAAUGCACAGGAUGAGUCUUAUGAAGCGCAAGAGUGCAGAGCCCACACUUUUUAAAGGAGCUUGACUGUUUCAGUCCUUUACUGCUGAUCAAUAUUUCUGUUAGGAUCCAUGACUCUGUGAAGCUGUCCUCUAAAGAGUUGGGUUCCAAAUCAGUGAAACAUUGUCCACACAAAAUCAUUUGUAGAUAUAACAAGGGUCUGUAUUUUAGAAGUAUUGAUGGAUGACUGAAUGAUGUUUUUAUACAGCAUCUGUUUUGACAAUAGUACAUCUGCAUAUUAUUUAUCAUGUACAUUUUGUUUGUGAAGUAUUUGUUUGUUUAUUUAUUUAUGUUUUAUAAUGCAUUUGCAGUGAUAAGAAAUGAAAUAUAUAUAUUUGUAUAAACAUUGUGUACCUGUAUCAGAUGUAUAAGCUAAGCUACGUAGCCACCAGCUGACUUUAGCCAGGCUAACUAGCUCCCUGACUGUUAGUUGCUAUGAGAUCUAUGAGACCUGCUAUUUUUUAGUAUUUAGGAUACUUUGACAUACCUGUGUUUAAAGGGCAUUAUGCCAUAAAUUGACUUGAAUGUGUCAAUGCAAAAAUAAAUCUCACACUUGAUGGAAUCUA
Eleginops maclovinus (Patagonian blennie) is the source of this 1647-nucleotide messenger RNA. RefSeq names its product fibroblast growth factor 9 (gene fgf9). Lineage: Eukaryota; Metazoa; Chordata; Actinopteri; Perciformes; Eleginopidae. Gene Ontology annotation, biological process: cell differentiation; animal organ morphogenesis; regulation of cell migration. The record is from RefSeq and is a predicted model, not a curated record. Gene Ontology annotation, molecular function: fibroblast growth factor receptor binding; growth factor activity. The coding region runs from base 84 to 674 and encodes 196 amino acids. The transcript has 4 exons. Gene Ontology annotation, cellular component: cytoplasm.